AUGCACGAAACCAUAUGGGAAAGGAGGAUGAAGGAUUACAAGCUUAUCUAUGUGUUUGAUUUUUUCGCCAUUCUCAUAACACUCAUUGCUUAUGCGGUCGUAAAUUACAUUUCGGGAUCGUCCUUAUUUACCGUUCUACCGCUGAUCCCUCUUCUGUCUUCAGCUGCUGUCCUGCCUUUAGGUGUAAUUGGCCUCCUUUAUCAGCAUGCCAAUCUUCUCGUCAUAUACAACACAAGGCUUUCUUUAUUUGUGAUUUGGUGUAUUGUUUGGAUGGGUGUCUCACUUAUAUAUCAAGGUGAAAUUGUGGGGUUGAUCGCUUCCAUUAUUUGGUUCAUAGCUGCACUUCUGUAUUUUUGGGGACUUUAUGUUACAAGCAAAGCGUUGACUUAUAUUACGACACACUACAGAGGGUACGACGAUGUCGAUCCCGAACGUGUGCAAUUCAUAGAACAAAUGCUACGUGAUAUGAUCGACGAAAUCAAGCAAAAGGAGAUUGAUAUUGCAGCGGGUGCAAUCCCCACAACAGAAGAUACUGCAAAAAAGGAUCGUCUCUCAAAGAAAGCUGUAAAGAAAGGACAACGCACACCCCGGAAUAAAGCUGGAUAUGACAAGUCUAAGACCGAGUAAACUGGCGCCGAUGUUUUGAAAGAAGAAGAAAGACGUUACUCAGUAGAAUUUUGACUGUCGUAUAUUAUUCUAUGUUCCCUUAUUCAUUACCA
Cylicocyclus nassatus is the source of this 719-nucleotide messenger RNA. The record is from the annotation of a GenBank genome assembly. Lineage: Eukaryota; Metazoa; Nematoda; Chromadorea; Rhabditida; Strongylidae.